AUGGAGAUUCGUGAUCCUGGGAAGAAAAGACGUGUCUGGUUGGGCACGUUCGACACGGCGGAGGCGGCGGCACGUGCUUACAACAUCGUCGCUCGUGAGUUCCAUGGAUCUAAAGCUAAAACUAACUUCCCUUUACCAUCGGAGGUGCACAGUCCUAGCCAGAGCAACACUGUAGAGUCACCCAGCCAGCCAUGGCGGUUUCGCCACUGGAUAGAAAAAUAUUGGAAGGGGUUUGGAUAUUUUGGUCGUCGGCAUAACAGAGAAUUUGGGGAGGGAGUUUGGGAGGGCAUGAACCUUGACCCGGUUAAGUAUUUGCAAUUCUUGAGGCUGUGGGCAGUGUGGAGUGUGGACAUUUCUUUCGGGAUUAAGAUGGGAGUUCAAUACAGGCACCCAGAAACCCAUAUUCUCAAUACUGUGCUAAGAAGCAUUGAUGAGACAAGAGGAAGAGAGCAAGAGCUGGGGCAUGUGCAUGUGCUUCUUGUCUCCUUUUUCUCUCUAUGGACUAUACUUCACAUGUAA
Fraxinus pennsylvanica is the source of this 519-nucleotide messenger RNA. The record is from the annotation of a GenBank genome assembly. NCBI's taxonomy places the organism in Eukaryota, Viridiplantae, Streptophyta, Magnoliopsida, Lamiales, Oleaceae.